GGUUGGUGUUUUGUCUGAUUCGGGCAGGCUUCUACUUUCGUUUUUGUGUUGUUGUUCAAUGUUGGAUUUUGGGUUGGUAGCUAUCACAGGCUAGGUAGCUGCAGGGUUUUGACGUUAGAUUUGUAACAGGUGGUUGGAUUCAGAUGCUAGCUGACACUUCCUUUAUCACCUUUAUGAAAUGGCGAAGCCAAAACCACAAUACUCUAAACAGUAUACAGUCGUUGUUGAAAAUUUGUCUGCCGAAACUAAUAAAAAGGCCUUAUUUUUAACAUUUAAAGACUUUGGAAUAAUCAAAAGUUAUGACAUUGCACUAGAUGAAAGGACAGGAUUACCAAGACGUGCGUUUGUUAACUAUAAAGACCUAAAUGCCGCUCAAACAGCACAGAAAGCUAUGGAUAACAAAAAGUUUUGUGGGCUCAACGUAAGAACCAGCCUGAAAAUUAAUGAUUCAUCAAUAUCACAAUCCAAUAAAAUAAACUUCCAGCCAUUGACAGACUGUUCAUUUUUUGAAAAGGGGGAAUGUAAUCCAAAAAAUGGAAAGGUAUGUCCUUACAGACAUAACUUACUAACAGAUCAACCAGAGUGUAGCUUGUGGCAAAGCGGAAAGUGUCAAAAUGUCAAAUGUAUAUAUCGUCAUCCCAAGAAAGUAUCUGCACCACCAACAGAAACUCCCGUUCCAACAUCAAGGUCUAGUAUCAAUCCUUACUCUGCUCGACCAAGAACCUCUGGUCAUAAACCUUCGAUUAGGCUUAAUGUGGGAAUGGAUGUUGCUGUUGAGCAUGAUGGAAAAGAUUUGAAUGGUAUUGUAAGAUGGAUAGGCAAAAUUCAUUCGAUAUUAAAAGAAGACACUUUUGUUGGUGUUGAAUUGGCGUCUCCAGUUUCCACUGGAACUGAUGGUACAUUUCACUCACAACGGUUUUUUUCAUGCCAACCUGGCCAUGCAAUAUUUGUGAAAGAUUCUUUGUGUAAAGCGCCGUUAUUGUUACCAAUCAAAGUUCCAGCAAGGGAUGGCAUUUCAGUUAAAGAAAUGAAUGUGUGUGGUCACUAUUUGCAGAAUAUUUGUAGGGCAGGGGAUAAAUGUGACUUAAUGCACCCUCCAGUACCAUCGUCGUUUAUCUGGUGUUUUAAACAACUGGGUGAUGUGGAAUACACUUGUUGCUCUGUAAACUUAAAUUCGGAAAUUGAAAAAGCGUAUUGCAAUCCUAACUCCAGUAAAUAUAAGAAAGCAGGUUCAUUGGAAGUCAAUUUUGAAUUAUUGGGUCAAUGUAUUUACAAAAGUCUUCCUGUGAGCUUUAAACGAUUUUCAACAAAGUCCAUUUCCGUAUUUCCCGAUGAACCAAUGGCAACAACAUGGAAAUGGUACUGGUUGGAUGAUAAUCAAUUAUGGCAAGAGUACCUAAAUGAGGGAUCGACAAGAAAUGAUCUCAUAGAAAGAGCUUAUCAUGAUUGGUUGCACAAUGGGUCAACCGACAUCUUUAAAUUUAAUACACUUCAAUUUCACUAUCAACUGGAAUUCAAUACAAUGCAUCAGGUGAAUUUAGAUCCAAAGUAUGGUACUAAACGUGCGGUGAGAAGAAGACCAGUUUUAGCUGCUCCCACAUCAAGGUUGUCGCCUGAUUCUUCGUCGCCAUCUACUGGGCGUUACCCUGAACAUUGGCCGUCCACGUUCCCUUCAUGUGGCUACCUUUUGUUGAAAGUUGAUCGAAACACGACAAAUGAUUAAAAAAAAAUUUAACGAAACCAUGAAAGCCAGAAUGCGAUGUAAAGUUGUUUCUAUCAGAGAGAUUUGCAAUAAAGCAUUUUAUGAUAAGUAUGAAUGCCAAAAAAGAUUGAUGAGGGAGCAAAGCUCAAAGCUUAAUGAAAUUCAACUGUGGCAUGGUACAACGCAUGCGACAGUUGAGCAUAUUCUCUGUCAGAAUUUUGACUGGAGAUUAUGCAAAAAAGGACUUUUUGGUGAAGGAUCGUAUUUUGCCAAAGAAGCAAGCUACAGUCAUUCAUACGUUGACGCCAAUGAUAAGUAUGAAAUGUCCAUGUUUCUGGUUGAUGUAUUGGUAGGUGAUUAUUGGCAGGUAUGGUAUUUCCUCUAUUCAGGCGUUUUAAUAGCCUAAUCGAGAACAUGCCUAAAAUUAAUGAAGGGUACUUUUUAUGUCAAUGCUGUAAAACAUUUUGUUUUGGCUUUUGCGUGACAAAAUUCCGGGUACAGUACCGUUUAACAAGUAGUUUUCGAAUGUUCCAACUUGUUUUUAUAUCUAAUAAAAACGAAUUUUCUUUUUUUAAGAAAAGUUGGCUUAGCGAGUAAGGAAAUACAGUUCAUAUUAACUUAGCUGUAAUUUAUACUUCAUUUUUGUUACUCUAAAUUGACAUUUUUUGGCAAUGUAUACUUUUAAAUUGCAGAGAUUAACUUAGCAAGCAGAGUGUGUGGUUUUUGGAUGAAAUUUACAUCGAUUUGACAAAUACACCUCUCUACACGAAUAUUCAAACAGACUGAGAAAUACCUCCUUUCGCUUAGGAAAUAUUUCUCGUCCUUUAAAUUUCGUGAAGGGAAAUUAAGUCGCUUAAUUUGCCAAACUCAAAAUUGAGAGUUAUUUAAAACGUUCAAGUGUCUUUAACUUCAAGGUAGAACAAAAGUGACUCAGAUGUAAACGGAAAUUUACAGAACAUCAGCAGGAAAAAUAUUAAUUACUUUUUUUGCUGUGAUUUGAUUGUUUGAUUUCGACUCUCUAAUUUUCUCUUUAACCAAUAAAUGGAUUCGAUUAUUUGAUGACAGC
Molecule: messenger RNA, 2768 nt
Organism: Hydractinia symbiolongicarpus
Lineage: Eukaryota; Metazoa; Cnidaria; Hydrozoa; Anthoathecata; Hydractiniidae
Product: protein mono-ADP-ribosyltransferase PARP12-like
Exons: 11
Coding region: 179-1723 (514 amino acids)
Molecular function (GO): metal ion binding; RNA binding
Source: RefSeq, a predicted model, not a curated record